Pestalotiopsis fici W106-1 is the source of this 1203-nucleotide messenger RNA. RefSeq lists its product as uncharacterized. Lineage: Eukaryota; Fungi; Ascomycota; Sordariomycetes; Amphisphaeriales; Sporocadaceae. The transcript has 2 exons. Gene Ontology annotation, molecular function: oxidoreductase activity, acting on NAD(P)H. Bases 1 to 1203 code for a protein of 400 amino acids. The record is from RefSeq and is a predicted model, not a curated record.
AUGUCCGAGGUUCGGUCUGCACAUGUCUACAAGAGUCGCAACUCGUGGAAAACAGUUCGCACUCUUUUGCGCAAGCUCAAAUCAAACGGCACAUCAAAGAGUCAAAGAAGAUCUUCAGACAUCGUCCUUGAUGUAGGGAAGGGCUCGGUUUCCACAUCCGAGGGGUCUGUUGCAUCGUCGGCUGCCGAAAUUCUUCCCCAGGUCCAAAAAGCACUCGUCGUGGCAGAAAAGGGGAAAUAUGAGAUCAGACAUGAUUUUCCCAUGCCCACAAUUGGUGACGACGAGAUCAUGAUUCGGGGUCGCUAUGUCGGUUUGAACCCAAUCGACUGGAAAUCGGUCGACUUCAAUUUCUGCCUCCCGCAAUUCCCAUGGGUGACUGGUAGAGAGAUGUCUGGUGUGGUAGCUCAAGUCGGCAAAACUGUCUCUGGGUUCCAACAAGGAGAAAGAGUUUGGACAAGUACAUACUAUAGGGAUGUCCGCGCCGGCUGUUUCCAAGAAUACGUUGUUGUACCAUCACAUACCGUGCUUCCCAUUCCAAGCACCGUUCCGUUCGAGGCCGCCGCCUGUCUCGGCGUGGCUGCCCUCACCGCAGGCAUGUCGCUCUGGAAAUGGUUGGAUAUUCCCACACCCUCUACCAGAACGGAGCCAACCGAAGACCAAUGGUUAUUAAUCUGGGGAGGGUCGACAGUGACUGGGCAAUUUGCAACCCAGUUUGCCGUCCAUAGUGGUGUCAAGGUCAUUACAGUAAAUUCUGGAGAGACCAAAACCCUUUCGGAAAGCCUCGGAGCGACGCACGUCGUCGUUCGUGAUGGAAAGUCGGAAGAGGAUUUGGUCGAGGAGAUUCGGAGUGUUACUAGCGGUAACAUUACCCGAGCAAUUGAUCUCGUCGGGACCAAGACCGCUGCAUUGUGCUUGAAGGCCGUUUCGACAGAGCAGCCAGUCCAAUUUGCACCGCUUGCGAUGAUGUCGGGCUCGCAGCAAGUGCCAGAAAAUGUCGUCGUGCACACGGUCGAAAUGAAGCAAUUCGUUCUCGACAAGACGAAUGUUUGCUACACGGAGGAGCUCGGAAAGCUGCUUGAGAGCGGGAAGAUUGUUCUGCCUUCACUACAUCUCAUCGAGGGCGGCUUGGAAGUUGUCGAAGAGAGUCUUGACAUGUUGAAAAAGGGCAAUAUGAAGGGCAAGAAAAUGGUGGUUUGCUUGUAA